AUGAACAACAACUACAAAAGUAAUGACAGUGGAGAACGGAAUUCUCCGAAUCGGCUGACAACUGUGAUAAAUACUGAAAAUAGAAGUCAAGAAAACAAUGAUAGGGAAGGAAAUAAUAUAGAAGAAGUAGAACGUAUGGAUGAAGAUGUUCGAAGUACUGAAGAUGCCAGUAACAAUAGAGAUAGUCCGUCAUCUUCUGAAGAUGAAAUUGUUUGGGGGUCCAAUCCAGACUGGUUAGAAGAAGGAUCCGAUUGUUCUAGUUCUGGAGGUGAAGCGAAUAAUGAUGGAUCUCGUCCAGGAGGGCCUAACUCUCCUAAUGUCAUAUGGAUUCCAAAGCCUAAACAUAAAUGGUUUGUCAUAAAAGAAAUUGCCAAAAGGGAGAUAGGGGAUUUUCGCCAUCCAGCUUCUUUCACUCAGAGAUUUUAUGGCUCACUUCAUGCCGUUCAACGCCUUGAACUAAUGUAUAAAUUGGAAAAACAUGAAGGUUGUGUUAAUGCUAUCAAUUUUAAUUCUUCCGGAACGAGACUUAUUUCUGGUUCAGAUGAUAAAUUAAUUGCCGUUUGGAAUUGGACUGUUGGAAAGUGCCUUACAACAUUCAACUCAGGGCAUUCUAGCAAUGUUUUUCAGUGUAAAUAUCUACCAUUGACUGGGGACGGCCACAUUGUAACUUGUUCUCGUGACGGUCAAGUAAGACUUGCUUUACAAACGAGUAACGGUGGUUAUGAAAGUUCUCAAGCCCUCGCUCAUCAUAGCCGAGCCUGCCAUAAAAUAUCUAUUAUAAAACAGGAACCCCAUGUCGUCCUUUCCGCUGGUGCUGAUGCUCAGGUGUUCUGUAUCGAUGUUCGAGAAAAGAAACCAAACAGAUUAAUGUACGUUAAGGAAGGCUCAAGCAGAAUUAGUCUGUACAGUAUAAAUGUCAAUCCUAUGGAAUCAAAUGAAUUCUGUAUUUCUGGUGAAGAUUUAUAUAUCAGACUUUACGAUAGGAGGUUUAUAAACAGAACUGGUGUUCCGAAAAGCAAAUAUUCUCCAACAUUUUUAAAGGAUAAGUCAGUUUACGUUACCUGUGCAGUGUUUAAUUAUAAUGGUACCGAAGUGAUUGGCUCUUAUAACGAUGAUGAUAUAUACAUGUUUGAUACAAAGCAACCUUCAGGUUCUAAUUAUAUUCAUAGGUAUGAAGGCCAUCGAAAUUCUGAAACAGUCAAGGGGGUUAAUUUUUUUGGACCCAAAAGUGAAUUUGUAGUGUCUGGUUCAGACUGUGGAAAUAUUUACAUUUGGGAUAAAAAUACGGAGGCCAUAGUUCAGUGGAUGCGAGGGGACGAAGAUGGAGUGAUAAACUGCCUGGAACCUCAUCCUAAGAUACCUGUCCUCGCUACAAGUGGUCUAGAUUCGGACAUAAAAAUAUGGGUUCCUUCUUGUGAAAAUGAGCCAUCGUUAGCUGGUUUAUCAAAGACUGUAAAAAUAAACAGAAAAAAGCGGUUUUGUCGCGCAAAUGGUUCCAGAGUUUCAUUAAAUGAUACUCUAGUUAGAUGGUGGCGCCAAAUGCGUUACAUUCAAAGGCAUCAGAACUUGAGAGAAGGCGCGCCCAUUUUUAUUGAAAUAGGUACGAUUGGAAGAUCUUUCGCAAUACCUAACGAAGACGAUUCUUCUUCUGCAAGCUCCUCUUCCUCUUCCUCUUCCUCAAGCAGCUGCUCAGACUAG
This is a messenger RNA of Nezara viridula (southern green stink bug), 1698 nucleotides long. The record is from the annotation of a GenBank genome assembly. Lineage: Eukaryota; Metazoa; Arthropoda; Insecta; Hemiptera; Pentatomidae.